This is a messenger RNA of Cladocopium goreaui, 4104 nucleotides long. The record is from the annotation of a GenBank genome assembly. NCBI's taxonomy places the organism in Eukaryota, Dinophyceae, Suessiales, Symbiodiniaceae.
AUGCCCACCGGACACAGUCGAAUUGUGAAGUGCUGCGUUUGCCUUGCCGCUGCAGUUCUGGCGCAACCUGCCCUGAGUUAUGCAGCGGAUGAAGAACCGGAGGGCGCCCCGAAGGUGGCCGUGGUGGAGGCAGUCGAUAGCGACAUCGCCAAGGGGGAGGAUAAGCCAAAGUACCCGCCGUUCUCCGACGUGGUGAAAGAACCGAAAACCACCGAAGGUUUGCUGAAGCUGCACGAGAGCAAGUCGAAGCUGUUCGCCGAGCUGAGUCCUUCGCAGUUUGACCAAGACUAUAUCGUGGUGAUCUCGAUCGCCCGCGGUAUCGCCCAGGGCUCGCUGUUGGGCGGCAUGUCGUGGGGAUUCGGUGACGACUGGAUCUGGCAGUUCCGCCGCGUGGACGACAAGGUGCACGUCGUGCGGCGCAAUGUGCGAUUCACCGCCGACUCGGGCAGCCCUUCUGAGGAGGCUGUGAAGCACGCCUAUACCGACAGCAUUCUGUUCAGCCUGCCGAUUGCGGCGAUGAACGGUUCGAAUGUGGUCGUGGACCUGACGCCGGUGUUCUUCAGCGACCUGCCGCAAAUUGGCAGCGUGAUGCCGGGCUUCCACUUCGCGGCUGACAAGUCGACCUGGUCGCAAGUCAGCGGGUUUUCGAACAACGUGGAAAUCGAAGUGGCUGCCACUUACGCCUCGGGCGGAAUGGCCGACAUCGACACGGUGCCUGAUAGCCGUGGUGCGACGAUCAACGUUCACUACUCCAUUAGCAAGUUGCCCAAGACCAGCUACAAGCCGCGACUGGCCGACGAUCGCGUGGGCUACUUCCUCACGGUGGUGAAAGACUUCUCGAAGGAAGGCGACUUAGAUCGCUUCGUCCGCUACAUCAAUCGAUGGGACCUGGAAAAGGCCGACUCCUCGGCCGAACUGUCGCCGCCGAAGAAGCCGAUCAUCUUCUACCUUGAAAAGACGAUCCCCUACGCCUAUCGCAAGCCGAUUCGCGAGGGCAUCGAAGAAUGGAACAAGGCUUUUGAAAAGGCCGGCUUCCUGAACGCCAUCGAAGUGCGUCAGCAGUCGGAAAGCGAUACCUGGGAACCAGAAGACAUCAAUUACAACACGUUCCGCUGGAUCACCUCGAGUGCCGGGUUCGCCAUGGGCCCCAGCCGGGUGAACCCGCUGACGGGACAGAUUCUGGAUGCCGACAUCAUCUUCGAUGCCGACUUCAUCGAGCAUUGGAAGAUGGAGCAAGAAACCUUCACGCCCGAGUCGAUUGCUGCCAUGACUGGCGGUCCGCUGAACUUGCAGGACUACCGCAAGCAAAUGGACGCCGUUCCGUCUCACUUGCGAUCGUGGGCCAACUGCCGCUGCGAUCGUCAUCAUGCCUUAGCCGAUGAACUCUCGCUCGGUUCGGCCGUGCUUAAUGUGCACGCCGCGUCGGAAGGGGCGAGUGAAGCCGACACCCAGAAGCUGAUCAUGCAAGGUCUGAAAGAAGUGACCAUGCACGAAGUCGGCCAUACCCUGGGGCUGCGGCACAACUUCAAGGCCAGCACCUACUACACACUGGACGAGUUGAACGAUCCGGAGAAGACCAGCAAGACCGGCCUGUUGGCCUCGGUGAUGGACUACGCACCGGCCAAUAUCCGGAAGAAAGGCGAUCCGCAAGGCGACUUCUACUCGACCACGAUUGGUCCAUAUGAUGAAUGGGCCAUCGAGUACGGCUACAAACCGCUCUCCGGCGGCACCAAUGGAGAAGUCGAAGAGCUGAAGAAGAUCGCCACCCGCUGCGGCGAGCCGGGCCUGACCUUCUCGACCGACGAAGACACCCGCGGGAUCGACUCCGACCCGUUGUCGAACCGGUUUGAUCUUGGAAAAGACCCGAUCGAGUACGCGAAGCUGCGGGCCGAAUUGAUCAGUUCGCUGUGGCCCGACCUCGUAGAUCGCCUUGUGGAUGAUGGCGACGGCUAUCAGAAGGCACGUCGGGCGUUCGGCGUGUUGCUGGGCAAUCACGGCCGGGCGAUGUUCUUCGCCUCGCGAUUUGUGGGUGGCGUUUACGUACACCGCGAUCACAAGGGCGACGAGAAUGCCAAGGCUCCGUUCGAAGUAGUCACGGCCGAGAAGCAACGCGAAGCCCUGGCCUUGCUCGAAGAGCAGGUGUUCAGCGACGAGCCGUUCAACUUCCCGCCCGACCUGUACAACCACUUGGCGGCCACGCGGUGGAAUCACUGGGGUCUGCCCGACCAAGAGCGGCUGGACUACCCGGUGCACGAAGUGAUUCUGAUGUGGCAAGAUCGAAUUUUCGAUCAGCUUCUCUCGUCACUCACCCUGACCCGACUGCACGACAGCGAGUUGAAGGUGGACGGCGAAGCGGAGGCCUUCACCACUGCCGAGUUGCUGGAACGGUUGACCAACAUGGUCUUCGCCGAAGUCGAUUCGAUGGAAGCCGGCGAGUACGACAACAAGAACGCGGCCAUCAGCAGCUUGCGACGCAACCUGCAGCGGCGCUACUUGGAGCACCUCGCCAUGCUGGCCCUGGGUAACACCAACGCCCCAGAAGACUGCCAGACGGUGGCCUCGUUGCAGUUGGAACUGCUGGGUGACCGCAUCGACGAAGUGGUCGAGAGCGACAUCGAGCUGGAUACCUACACGCUGGCUCACUUAAUCGACACCUCGCGUCGGAUUGGCCAAGUGCUUGAUGCUCGCAUCGAGCUGGCAGCUUUGCGGAGAAAUGUCAUGGGUAGGCGAUUCUUUCUCUUCGGCCUUGUGAUCGUAGGCUCGGUCUGCGGUGUUAGAGCUGCCGACCUCGAUAUCUCAGACAUCGAGCCCGAUCCCGCGAAGGGGUUCGAGAUUUUGAUGACCGUUCCCAUGUCCGACCCGUUGAUGAAGGUCGAAGAUUUGGACCGCAUCUGGAUGGUUUGGGAACCAGAACUGCGCAAGCAAGCUGAGUCGGCGACCCCUGAAGAGCGGAGGGAAAUGCUGUUCACCCGAUACGGCUGGGUGGAACGCGAUUUCGACGAUUCGGGGCUUCCCAUCGGCUACAUCGACGAUGGCGAAGGCAACUUGGUGAACAAUUGCCUCUCGUGCCAUGGCGGCAAAGUGGCCGGCAUGAACUACCCCGGCCUCGGCAACUCGCACUUCGAUCUGACCACGCUGGUGACCGACAUCGUCCGGCUGCAGGCGAUGGACCGUGGUGAGGAGUUUGAAGAGAUCGAAAGUAUCAAAGCCACGUUCGGCACGCCCUACAACAUGGCCAAAGGCGUUUCGAAUGCCACCAUGUUCGCCUUCAUUCUGGGGGCGCUACGUGAUCAACAUCUCGAUCUGCGCGACAAACCGACCGACCCCAGUUCGAUUCUGGUUCACAAUGAUCUAAUCGCCCCGCCUUGGUGGCACUACAAACACAAAGACAAGCUCUACUGUGAUUCGUUCGGCGGGAAGUCUCACCGAGCGAUCAUGCCAUUCACCAUGUCGCCGGGAAACACGGGCGAAGACAUUCGCGGUUGGGAAGAUGAAUUCGUCCAUAUCAAGGCCUACAUCGAAUCGGUCGAACCGCCGAAGUAUCCUUUCGAUAUCGAUACUGAACUGGCCGAGAAGGGACGCCUGGCGUUCAACGAUACCUGCGCCCGUUGCCAUGGCUCGUAUGGUGAAGAACGCGACUAUCCGAACGUGGUGGUGCCCAUCAAGGAGAUCGGUACUGAUCGCGUACGUUUCGAUGCACUUCCCUCGUUCGCCAUCAACGGCGGCAACUACAACUGGUUCAGCAACUAUGGCAAGAACCGCCUCGAUCCACGCAAGGUUGGUUACAUCGCCCAACCCCUCGACGGGAUUUGGGCCAAGGCCCCGUACUUCCACAACGGCUCGGUGCCCACGUUGCACGGGGUGCUGAACUCGGCCGACCGGCCGACCGUCUGGAGACGCGUGGACGAAGGGUACGAUCAGGAGCAGGUGGGACUGGUCUACGAGACGGUCGAGAGCGUCCCUGAGGGGCUGAACUCGACCGAACACCGCUCGUGGUACGACACCACCACCCACAGUCACGGCAACGGGGGCCAUCUGUUCCCCGACGAAGAGCUCGACGCGGAAGAGAAAAUCGCCGUGAUUGAGUAUCUGAAGACCUUGUGA